AUGAGCAUGCAACAAGUGCCUGCGGCUCAAUCAUCUGUUCCACGUGAAGAUGAACAGCAUCACCACGACACCCACGACACCCACGACCCCACUUCGUUGCAAAGUUCCACACAAUCGGAUUCUUCUUCUCAUUUCAACACAUCUUCAGACGAAAAGAUUGACAAACGAGAACCACCUUACUACGGCCCUGAUCGUACAGUACAGGAAGCCGAUAUCGAACGCCAACCAUCUGUAUACAGCUACACAAGGGACGGAGACGAACUAACAAGACUUGAAUUGGAUGCUCAGUUGUCGCGGGAACUUUCACGAAGAAUAACAAACACGGGUUCCUUUCUAGUACAGGAUUAUGCCAACAGCAACACUACUGCUCGUCUCAAGAUGGGAGAGAAUAUACCAUUCCCGCCAAAGUUACCCGACAGGAAUGCGUAUUGUGUCGCAUUCAACGGCAUUGACGACCCUUUGCAUCCUCACAACCUCCCCCUUUACAAGAAAAUGUUGUUUAGUAUCUCUGUUGCAUUGGCUGCAUUAUCAUUUUCAAUGGGUUCAGCAAUGUUUUCUCAAGCUACUCAAGACAUAAUGGCCAUUUUCCAUGUUGGGGAGGCGGUGGUUGCCCUAGGUACUUCGUUAUUUGUGUUUGGAUUUGCUGCUGGACCGGUGUUACAUGGGCCCAUGUCUGAAUUGUUUGGUAGGAAACCAGUUAUGGUGAUCUCGUGUUUUUGUUAUGUUUGUUUCCUGUUUGCUACCGCCACGGCAAAAGAUUUGCAAACAAUUAUGAUUUGUCGCUUUUUUGCUGGGUUUACUGGCAGUGCACCAUUUGUGGUUGCCCCUGCGGUGGUGGUGGAUAUGUUUAGAGCAAGGGUGAGAGGGCUGGCAAUGUCGGUGUUUUCGUGUGCAUUAUUCGGUGGGCCAAUGGUUGCGCCUAUCUUGGGAGGGUUUAUUGUCAAGAACAAGAGUUUAGGGUGGAGAUGGACUUCGUAUAUGUCGGGGAUAAUUGGGUGUGUGGCGUUGGUGAUGAACACGUUUGUUUUGGAGGAGACGCAUCAUCCGGUGUUGUUGGUUCGGAAAGCAGAGUUGUUGAGAAGGCACACUGGUAAUUGGGGGAUAUUUGCCCCUCAUGAGGAGGUUUCACUAAGUUUAAAAGAGAUUGUGAGGAAUAAUAUAAUGAGACCUUUAAAGUUGCUCUUUUCUGAGCCGAUUAUAUUCUUGGUUAGUAUUUACAAUGCAUUCAUCUACGGUAUGCUUUAUGCUUUAUUGACCAUCAUACCUACCAUUUUCACAGGGCGAUACCACUGGUCACAGGGGGUUGGUGAGCUUCCCUACGUAUCAAUGCUACUUGGAGUGUUUCUUGGAGGGGGAAUAAUCAUCUAUUCGGAAAUCUUGUUAAACAGGAAAAUGGAUGCUACCGGAGAACAACCGGCUCCAGAGGCAAGAUUACCGCCAGUUAUGAUUGGUGGUGUUUCUUUUGUUGUGGGGAUAUUUUGGCUUGGAUGGACAGGUGAUUAUGCCGAGCACGUGCAUUGGAUUGUGCCCGUCAUUGGUGCAUUUUUUGUAGGUAAUGGGUUGAUGUUGAUUUUCCUACCGACCAUGAAUUACAUCAUUGAGUGUUACUUGUACAUUGCCGCCUCAGCGUUAGCUGGAAAUACGUUUCUCCGAUCAUCGUUUGGCGGCGCAUUCCCAUUGUUUAGUCCACAAAUGUUCAACAAUUUGACAAUUAAGUGGGCGGCAACAUUGUUGGGAUGUUUGGGGUUGGUGAUGCUUCCUUUACCAUUUGUGUUUUACAAGUAUGGUGCUGCGGCAAGACAAAGGUCGAAAAAUGCAAUGAGUUAG
Molecule: messenger RNA, 1827 nt
Organism: Lodderomyces theae
Lineage: Eukaryota; Fungi; Ascomycota; Pichiomycetes; Serinales; Debaryomycetaceae
Product: MFS transporter
Exons: 1
Coding region: 1-1827 (608 amino acids)
Biological process (GO): transmembrane transport
Molecular function (GO): transmembrane transporter activity
Source: RefSeq, a predicted model, not a curated record